This is a messenger RNA of Thamnophis elegans (Western terrestrial garter snake), 2445 nucleotides long. It is a transcript of the gene RUNDC1, whose product is annotated as RUN domain containing 1. The transcript has 5 exons. The record is from RefSeq and is a predicted model, not a curated record. The coding region runs from base 85 to 1761 and encodes 558 amino acids. Lineage: Eukaryota; Metazoa; Chordata; Lepidosauria; Squamata; Natricidae.
GGAAGUGACGUUUCAUUUUGCCGGCCCGGUCCCCCGUUGACAUUUCAGAGUAGUAGAUAGCAGCGGGUCCUCGAAGCGGCGGCAAUGGAGACUGCGGCGAAUCCCGGGGAGCGCUGGGCGCCGGUGGGCGCGGUAGCCGAAGUCCAAGCUGGAGAGGAAGAAGUCGGGGAGGAAAUCGAAGCCGAACCAGGGUCCCCGCGGGCACUUAGGGCGGAACGCCACCGCCUUCACUCGGCGCUCCUGGCUUUGGCUUCGCACUUCGCACAGGUCCAGUUCCGACUCCGGCAAGUGGCUCGUGCCGGGCCAGGGCAGCAGCAGCGUCUCCUCCGUGAGCUGGAGGAAUUCGCUUUCCGCGGCUGCCCCGGCUCCGGCCUCGGCUUUGCCGCUGCGGCGGUGGACGGAGUGGCCAGUGACGCUAAGAAUGAAUAUGAGAAGCAAGAACAGCUGGAAGCUAGAAAGGAGAAGCAACGAGAACUAAUUCUGCAGCUUAAGGCACAGUUAGAUGACUUGGAAACAUUUGCCUACCAGGAGGGUAGCUAUGAUGCGUUACCUCAGUCUAUGGUCAUGGAGAGACAGCAGGUGAUUAUUGAGGAGCUAAUCAAGAAAUUGGACAUGAACUUGAGUGAGGACAUUGCCUUGCUGUCCCCAGAAGAGUUGCGUCAACAGUUGGAUGCUGCUGUGGCACAAAUCAUCAACCCAGCACGUGUAAAGGAACAGCUGGUGGAUCAGUUAAAAACCCAGAUCCGGGACCUUGAAAUGUUUAUCAAUUUCAUCCAGGAAGAAGGUAGUCCUGGCAAACCAGAGGAAGGACAUUGUGACUGUUCAAAUGAACAAACUGGAAGUGGCACCAGCAAGCCAGACAUGCAGCAACAUCACAGAAGCAGCCGAGUGAACUCAGAAGAAGCCCAGAAGAUGCGAGAAACAGGGCUGCAUCUCAUGCGUCGAAUGCUUACUAUGCUACAGAUUUUUGCUUUGAGCCAAUUUGGUUGUGCAACAGGUCAAAUCCCUCAUCAGUUAUGGCAGAAGAACCAGUCUGACAGAGACUAUUCCCCUUUAGUGAACAAGCUAGAGAUGGCCGUAGCCCAUGUCAGGCAACUGGCUCAAAAGUACCAGUUGCAAGAGACAGAACAUGUCAUCAGUUAUUCAGGUAUCCAGGACACUUCCUUGGGAGGACGUGACGAACUAACACUGGCAGUACGUAAAGAACUGACAACUGCAGUGCGGGAUCUUCUGGCUCAUGGUCUCUACACCCCAUCUCCUGGAAUGAGCUUGGUUCUAGCUCCAAUUGCUUGCUUGCUUCCUAUGCUGGGCUCUUCUCCCCAGCCCAUGCAUCCAUGGGAACUCUUUGUGAAGUAUUACAGUUCAAAGAACGGCCGUGCCUUUGUGGAAUCACCAGCUCGCAAACUCUCCCAGUCUUUUGCCCUUCCAGUGAUGGGUGGGGUACCUGUCACCCCAAAGCAGAGCCUGCUGUCAGCCAUUCACACAGUAUUGUCAGAACAUGACCCAUUCAAGCGUAGUGCAGACUCAGAACUGAAGGCGCUGGUAUGCCUGGCACUCAAUGAGCAGCGUUUAGUCUCAUGGCUCAAUCUUAUAUGUAAGUCAGGAACUUUGAUCCAAGCCCACUACCAACCCUGGAGUUACAUGGCCCAGACAGGGUUUGAGGGAGCCCUUAACCUCCUUAGCCGUCUUAGUAAUCUACAAUUCAGCCUUCCUGUGGACUUGGCCGUUCGGCAGUUGAAAAACAUCAGGGAUGCCUUUUGAGUGGCUUGGCAAGUGGAGGUUGUUUCAGUCAUGGGGUUGGCUGGUGGGAAGUAUACAUUUCUUAUUCUGACCAGAAGACCAUAUUGGUAUGUUCCUAUAGAAGGAAAUAUUUCUAGUUGAUUAAUCUUCUGCUUCUACUGGUGAUUCCAAUCACAUGCAUUAGGAUCCUGACUAGCAGGAUCUUUUGAGAUAUAUGCUACAUGUACAAAUUUGACAAUGGAAUUACGAGAGCAUUUCACUUGCAAAUAGGUAUGGAGGGGAAUGUUAGGAAGAUUUUGUCCUGCCAUGGAACCAAGGCUAUAUUUAAACAUGGCUACUAUUUAAGUUGCAUCACAGUUUGUGUGUUCUCUCCAUGAGGCCUAGAGGGGCUGAUACCUACAUUUAUAAUUUAAUUUUUAAAUAUACUGCCUGGCUUUUCACAUUUGAAGAAGAGACUUAUGUGCCAGGAGCCUUAAAACUAUUUGAUACUGAUGCUGCAAAGCCAGUUACUUCCAGGGAAAUGUGUUUGUUUUUUCCAGUUGAGCUAUUUUGUGCUAGGAAAUAGAGUCCAUUGUAUCCUUACAGGUCAGUAUAUGCUCAAUAUUUUCAGCUGGUUUGUUGAUAAGGGAAUAUAUUGCUUAAGUAAGUACCAGUUUACUUAGAUUCCAACCAAACAUAAGGAAAAUAAAAAAUCCACUGCAUUCA